UUCGAAGAACACAAAUAAAUAAGUUUGCCUUUGUUAAUAAAGUAUAAUGUAAGUCUUUGCGGUGUGAUUAAAAAAGACAGCGAGACAAAUAAUUAGAAGAUGUCGUAGUGGUGAAAUUUUAGGUUUGUUUUAACUUGCUUGCUGCUAUCUCUUGCCAAAUUUACCAAUCUUCUCUGAAGAAAUGACGGAGAAGCCUUCAAUUCCAAAGUAUGCAAGGUUUAUCAUGGGUGGGAGUGCAGGAAUGGCUGCAACCUGCAUUGUCCAGCCCUUGGAUUUGGUUAAAACUAGGAUGCAGAUGAGCGGUAUCGCUGGGGCUGCAAAGGAACAUAAAACUGCAAUACAUGCAUUGGCUUCAGUGAUUAAAAAUGAAGGGCCUUUAGCUGUUUAUAAUGGUUUGUCAGCAGCAUUGUUAAGACAAGCCACCUACACGACAACUAGGUUGGGUAUUUUUACCAGCCUUACCGAUCAUUAUAAAGGACCCAGUGGCAACGUUACGUUUUUACAGAAAUGUGCAUUUGGAAUGACAGCAGGUGGCAUAGGUGCUUUUGUUGGAACUCCUGCAGAGUUGGCAUUGAUUCGAAUGACAUCUGAUGGAAGAUUACCGAAAGCUGAACAACGAGGUUAUAAAAAUGUUUUUGAUGCUUUGUACCGUGUUGUAAAGGAAGAAGGUGUUACUACACUAUGGAGAGGCUGCCUUCCUACAGUUGUGAGGGCAAUAUUUGUAAAUGCUGCACAGUUAGCUACAUAUGCCCAAGCAAAACAAUACUUGCUGACUUUACCGUAUUUUAACGAUAACAUAUGGUGCCAUUUUAGUGCAAGUAUGAUCAGUGGCUUAGCAACUACCUGGGCUUCUCUUCCACCUGAUAUCGUAAAAACUCGGGUGCAAAACAUGAAAGUUAUUGAUGGCAAGCCAGAAUACAAAGGUGGAGCCGAUGCAUUGAGAAGAAUUGUGCAACAAGAAGGUGUUUUGUCCCUUUGGAAAGGAUUUACACCAUGUUAUCUACGUAUUGGGCCACAUACAGUUCUCACAUUUAUAUUUUUAGAACAGUUCCAAAAGAUUGCUAAAAAGCAUUAUGGUGUAAACUAAUUUUUAAAUACAGAAAAAUGUGUUCUGUUUAUUACGUAACAGAAAAUGUUUUUUAGGAUGCUCAUAUGACACUAAACAAACAUUUAUGAUUGUGACCUUGGGAGGCUAGGAAUUUGUCUUAUUCCUAGAUAUUUGUUUGGAAAGUUCAGAUCCCCUACAGAAAAUAAAUCGAAUUGGAUCUACUUUACAAAUUUGCAAACAAUCAUUCCAUUAAUUAUGUCAAUUCUAUUCAGUGUUCACUGGCAUAUUUGCCAGAUUGCACAAAAACCCUGAAAGUUUUUGUUUUCUAAUGUAUAAAAGCAAUAAAAGAAUAGGGAUGUUGCUAAAUGAGCUGCUCCAAAAUGUACGUAAUAUUGUUAUGUUGUGUAGUUUUUCAAUCUGUUUUCCUGUUUCUCAUAUAUUUUUAAAUAAAAAAUAAAAUAUGUUUACACAAUUGGUUUCAACAGAUUUGCCCUUAUUCCCUUUAUACAAAAUAUUGGUAAGUGUGACAAACAUUUAAUGUUAUCCAAGUCACAUAUAUUGUUAUUGUUAAAAAAGUCAAAAAUAUGUCUAUUAUUUUUUGUUUUUGCUUGAAUAGGGUUAGAAUUAUUAACUAUUUUCUGUUAAAUAAAUAUGAUAGAAAUACGGAUAUAUUUUUAGUUAAAAUUUAUUUCCCUAGAUCUCAGAAUUCAAAACCGUCUAAUUUUAAAAUAAUUUUGGAUAUAUUUGUAGUCUUGCGUUAGCUUACCUUCAAUAAAAAAACAAGUUGAUUUCAUAUAUUUUUUAUUAUUAGUACUAUAAUUUUUUGUGAUUCACUAAUUUUGAUAUCAUCAAAUAGCUGCGAACAGUCAUUGCUGUUAUCAAAAAUAAUUAUUAUAUAUAGUAUAUUAUAGUACUAUAUAUAGUAUAUGAUAGUGCUAUAGUAUUAAAAUUCAUGUAAAAUGUUUUGACACCUAGAUAAAAACACAUUAUAGCUCUUUGUGCCUUAUUAAAAGUGUACAAUACUCAGAGCUAUUAAUAAAAAUAUUUCAAAGAGAUAUACAAUAUUCUAGAAAGCUUUUUAAGCUCUUUUUUAUGGGAUCAACUUGUUUUUAGAUGGGAUGUAAGCUUUGAUGUAUUUUUCAUUGCAAUAUUCCAUAAAAGAAAUAAAUUCUGAGAUAUCUAGAUAUUCAACUUUGUUACUUGUCAGGAUUACUCUAUUUAUCUUUUUUUCAACUAUGUAGUAUGUUCACUAAAGUUUGUACGAAACCGCAUGUCAUCGCAGUCCUUUAUCAUGUGUUAAGUGUUUUUGUAAAAAGAUAAAAAAUUAGUACCAA
Hydractinia symbiolongicarpus is the source of this 2382-nucleotide messenger RNA. Its product is annotated as mitochondrial 2-oxoglutarate/malate carrier protein-like. Bases 182 to 1087 code for a protein of 301 amino acids. Gene Ontology annotation, biological process: oxaloacetate transport; phosphate ion transmembrane transport; thiosulfate transport. NCBI's taxonomy places the organism in Eukaryota, Metazoa, Cnidaria, Hydrozoa, Anthoathecata, Hydractiniidae. The transcript has a single exon. The record is from RefSeq and is a predicted model, not a curated record. Gene Ontology annotation, molecular function: succinate transmembrane transporter activity; oxaloacetate transmembrane transporter activity; malate transmembrane transporter activity.